AUGGCUCCUGUGAGAACUUCCUCUGUGUCACUGCUGCUGCUGCUGAGUCUGGUGGCUACAGUAAAGGCAGGAAUAGCAAUCCCACGAGAUCCAGGAUGCCCAAAUACUGUGGACAAGAACUUCCCUCAGACUGUGAGGGUCAACCUAAACAUCCUUAACCGAAAAACAAACUCCAGAAGGCCUUCUUCAGAUUACUACAACCGAUCCACCUCACCUUGGGAUCUCCACUCCAAUGUGGACCCUGAGAGAUAUCCCCGUGUGAUCUGGGAGGCUAAGUGUCGCCACCUGUACUGCAUCAGUCCCGAGGGGAAGAUGGACCAUCACCUGAACUCCGUCCCCAUCCAGCAAGAGAUCAUGGUUUUGCGCAGGGAGCCUCAGCACUGUCCCCACUCCUUCCGGCUGGAGAAGAUGCUGGUGAAUGUGGGCUGCACCUGCGUCACCCCCAUUGUCCGCCACGUGGGCUAA
Molossus molossus (Pallas's mastiff bat) is the source of this 465-nucleotide messenger RNA. RefSeq names its product interleukin 17A (gene IL17A). Bases 1 to 465 code for a protein of 154 amino acids. The record is from RefSeq and is a predicted model, not a curated record. Lineage: Eukaryota; Metazoa; Chordata; Mammalia; Chiroptera; Molossidae. The transcript is spliced from 3 exons. Gene Ontology annotation, biological process: inflammatory response. Gene Ontology annotation, molecular function: cytokine activity. Gene Ontology annotation, cellular component: extracellular region.